AUGUCCUUCUACAAAUUCGUUGUCGGUGACUUCAUUGCAAAACUAAGAAAGGCUCUAAAAGAAUACAGGCUCCGAAGAUUUGGACUAGGGGAUCGGAAUGAAAAUGGUAGUCGUCUCGCCGGGCUGCUGUCAGCUGCUCGCCCCUCUCAUGGGAAUGCUCUUUUCAGAAACAAGAUUAUCGUCGGUGGAGAUGGGAAUUGUCCAAUGACACAAAUCUUGAGGAGAUCGGCUACAUACCCACCGACCGAAGGUGGUGUCUACUUGACGUUUCUGUAG
Molecule: messenger RNA, 276 nt
Organism: Necator americanus (New World hookworm)
Lineage: Eukaryota; Metazoa; Nematoda; Chromadorea; Rhabditida; Ancylostomatidae
Exons: 1
Coding region: 1-276 (91 amino acids)
Source: RefSeq, a predicted model, not a curated record